GUUCUUUUCCGUCCGAUGUUUACCGUUUUUUUUUUUUCUUCUUCUUCUUCUUCUUCUUCUUCUUCUAGUUCGAUGUGUGUGAUGUAAGUUAAACACUGUCAUGUUUAAGAUAUUUAAUAUUUGGUCAAUAUCUUGUCAGCAUUUAAUAUUUUAGUGACGCAUUGCAUCUACAAUUUCAGACUACAACUUAGCUAAAGACUUGUUUUCUAGCUAACUAAGUUGGUAGUAUUUUUUAAUAAUAACAAACAUGGCAGCGGAUGGAACACCUUGCGCAGACUUCAUGGACUGGGAACUAGAAACGUCGACGUGUAAUGGACUUAAACAGGAGAAACAACUGUGUGCCUCUCAAAGGAGGUGCUACAGCUUAUGCAGGAGGAAGUCGUUUUCCGCCUUUGUGGCAUCCAAGAGGGACGGCAGUGCGGAGGAAGGAAGCCCGCCUUGGCGCUGCUGUGGCCAGACCUUCAACGAACACUCUGCCGUUCACAAACACGCGGCUGGGACCCAUGACGCUGAAAUACGACAGCUCACACAGGCCGCGUACGAGCGCUCGUUAAGCCAGCUGGGAGAAGAAGCUGAAACGCAGCGGCGGACCGAGCGUGAGGCCGAGCCGGUGGACAUCUCUGCCUGGAUUCCUGAAAGUGGUCACAUCUCUGAGGAGCAACUUCAGAAGGGUCCAGGCAAGGUUCUCCUCUUUUAUCGUUACUGUCCGGUGGAGGAUCCACAUGCCGUCCGUGCUUGGCAGGAAGCUUUGUGUGAGAAGCUCCACUUAACUGGCAAAGUGCGGCUGGCGACCGAAGGCAUCAAUGGGACGGUCGGUGGAACCGAUGCGGCCACGGACCUUUACAUCGACGCUAUGCGCUCACACCCGCUCUUCAAGAUGGAGAAGGAGGAUUUUAAGACAAGUGAUGGCGGCCCAGAGUGUUUCAAAGACAUGAGGGUUGGGGUUCAUAAGGAAAUCGUCCCGAUGGGAAUGGAUCCUGAUGUUAUUUCCUACCAGCUGGCAGGAGAUCAUCUGGAGCCGGAGGAGUUUCAUGAAGAAGUGAAGGCUCUGUUGGCGAAAGGGGAUUCGUGCAAUGACACCAUCCUCCUGGACUGCCGCAAUUUCUACGAGAGUAAAAUUGGGCAGUUUACUCAGUGUCUGGCCCCGAGCAUCCGCAAGUUCAGCUACUUCCCGGACUACGUCGACCAGAACCUGGACCUGUUCAGAGACAAGAAGGUGUUGAUGUACUGCACGGGGGGGAUCCGCUGUGAGCGCGGCUCGGCGUACCUCCGCUCCAAAGAUGUGUGUAAAGAGGUUUACCAGCUGAAAGGCGGAAUCCACAAUUACCUGGAGCGAUUCCCAGAGGGUUUCUAUCGAGGGAAGCUUUUCGUGUUUGAUGAACGCUACGCCAUUUCCUCCAACAAGGACGUCAUCUCAGACUGCAGGUACUGCGGCGGUCCCUGGGACCAGUACGAACUCUGCUCCACCGAGUUCUGCCGUCAGCUGGUUCUGUCCUGUCCCGCCUGCAGACGGGACGACGGACGCACCGCCUGCUGCCCCGCCUGCCAAACCAAAGGCCGGGCUCCGCACCACAGAGAGGAGUGCGAGUGCACUGACGGACGUCCCAGGAUCCCUCGGGAUGCGUAGCCAAACAGAGACGGUCACGAUUUUGGACGUCAACGCCCGCAGCCGACGCGAAAAGGGGAAAUUAAUACCGAAUGUGCAAUUAAAGCUGCAAGCAGCGACGUGCGGGCGAUCGCACCUUCUUCGCACGUUGAAUGUGCCGGCAGGAUGCAGGCUUGAGACGUUUUCCUGCAUCCAGUGACGCUGGAAAUUAUGCUUUGCAAACAGUCCACCACUUCCUGUAUCCACUGUGUGGCGCUAGACGACAUGCGUCAACAUGCUUUAUGUUAUGACACUGAUAAAGACGGCUGGCCCGACGGUGUCGGUGCUCGGGCACUAACUAGAAUUAGUGGAAGGUGCCUAGUUUGUUUUAAAAAAGUUAUGAAUUUUUAGAUGAAGGGGUUUAAGUCAGUUUCAUUGUUUCUAAGGAGGAUUUAUUUUGAAGCUAGUCCUCCGUGAGUCUGAUAUUAGAAGAUACAACCAUCUUUAAUUGAGAAGAUUUAAGAAUGCAUCUGUUUAAUUAAAUGAU
Molecule: messenger RNA, 2132 nt
Organism: Cyclopterus lumpus (lumpfish)
Lineage: Eukaryota; Metazoa; Chordata; Actinopteri; Perciformes; Cyclopteridae
Product: thiosulfate sulfurtransferase/rhodanese-like domain-containing protein 2
Exons: 9
Coding region: 248-1627 (459 amino acids)
Source: RefSeq, a predicted model, not a curated record